This is a messenger RNA of Medicago truncatula (barrel medic), 4139 nucleotides long. Its product is annotated as disease resistance protein RGA2. The record is from RefSeq and is a predicted model, not a curated record. Gene Ontology annotation, molecular function: ADP binding. Lineage: Eukaryota; Viridiplantae; Streptophyta; Magnoliopsida; Fabales; Fabaceae. The transcript is spliced from 2 exons. The coding region runs from base 139 to 3591 and encodes 1150 amino acids.
UAUAGUAACAACAAACAAAUCAAUGAGUAGGUGUGGGGAUUCGUUGACCAAACUGAUCUUCUUGCAUAUAGCCAAUAUCACAGAGUUGCGAACCACGCUAGCACAGAUCAUUUUGGUUUUGUUCAAUUAAUUGAUAUCAUGGCAGAGGUUGAUGUUGGUAGGGCAUUUCUUUCCCCUGUCAUUCAAUUGAUUUGUGAGAAGUUAACUUCAACAGAUUUCAGAGACUAUUUCCAUGAAGGGCUGGUGAAAAAACUUGAAAUCACACUCAAGUCUAUCAAUUAUGUGCUGGAUGACACAGAGACAAAGCAGUACCAAAAUCAAACCGUGAAGAAUUGGCUUGAUGAUGUGAGUCAUGUGUUAUAUGAAGUGGAGCAACUAUUGGAUGUUAUUGCUACUGACGCACACCGAAAGGGGAAGAUAAGACGCUUUCUUUCUGCUUUUAUUAAUCGAUUUGAAUCUAGAAUUAAAGUAAUGCUGAAGAGGCUAGAGUUCCGUGCAGGUCAAAAGGAUGCGCUGGGAUUUCAAGUAGCAGCUAAUCAUGAAGUUGGUGGAGUCAGCCGGACAUUGUUAGAUCAAAUGCCAACUGUAUCUUUGAUUGAUGAAUCUGUCAUAUAUGGUAGAUACCAUGAGAAAGAGAAAAUGAUUAAUUUUUUACUUACAGACAGUGAAAGUGACGGUGACAACCGGGUACCCAUAAUCAGUAUAGUAGGUCUUCCUGGGAUAGGUAAGACAACCCUUGCGCAGUUUAUUUACAAUGACCACAGGAUACAGGAGCAAUUUGAACUUAAUGCUUGGGUCCAUGUUCCAAGAUCUUUUGAUCUUGUUAGUCUCACCCUAUCAAUUCUUAGGUCAUUUCAGUCAUCAGCAGCACAUGGUCAAGACUUGGAAAUACUCCAACGUCAAUUGCAGCAGUUGCUAAUGGGCAAGAAAUUUUUGCUUGUUCUAGAUGGUGUAUGGGAAAUAGAUGAGAAUACGUGGGAGCAGCUACUUCUUUUUAAAUGUGGAUCUUUAGGAAGUAAGAUGAUUGUGACAACACAUGACAAGGAAGUAGCAUCAAGCAUGAGUUCCGCUCGGAUACUUCAUUUGAAGCAAUUGGAGGAGAGUAACUCUUGGAGUUUAUUUGUGAGAUAUGCUUUUCCAGGUAGGAAUGUGUUUGGAUAUCCAAAUCUUGAAUUGAUAGGCAAGAAAAUAGUAGAAAAGUGUGGGGGGUUGCCAUUAGCUCUGAAAACAUUGGGGAUUCUCUUGAAUAGAAAAUUCUCUGAAAUUGAAUGGGUUAGGAUAUUGGAGACUGAUUUGUGGCGUUUACCAGAGGGUGACGGAAACAUUAAUUCCGUUCUGAGAAUCAGUUACCUUAGCCUCCCUUCUGAUCUGAAGCAUUGUUUUGCUUAUUGUUCUAUAUUUCCCAAGGGCUAUGAGUUUGAGAAGGGUGAAUUAAUCAAGCUUUGGAUGGCAGAAGGUUUCUUGAACCAUUUCAGAGUUGACAGUAGCAUAGAAGAGUUAGGUAAUGAAUUCUUCGAUUAUCUAGUGUCAAUAUCAUUUUUCCAACAAUCAGUAAUUAUGCCAUUAUGGUCUGGUAAGUACUACUUCACUAUGCAUGAUCUUGUCAAUGAUUUAGCGAAAUCAUUGACAAGAGAAUCCCGCUUACGAAUCGAAGGUGAUAACGUGCAAGAUAUCAAUGAAAGGACACGUCACAUUUGGUGUUGCCUUGAUUUGGAAGAUGGUGAUAGAAAACUAAAGCAUAUUCAUAACAUUAAAGGACUACAGAGUCUGAUGGUAGAAGCACAAGGCUAUGGUGACCAACGCUUUAAGAUAAGCACCGAUGUGCAGCUUAAUUUGUUUUUUAGACUAAAAUAUUUGCGGAUGUUGUCUUUCAAUGGUUGCAAUCUCUUAGAGCUAGCUGAUGAGAUAAGAAAUUUAAAGCUUCUGCGCUAUCUAGACCUUUCUUACACGGAGAUUACAAGCUUACCUAAUUCCAUUUGUAAGCUGUAUAAUUUGCAUACCCUCUUACUGGAAGAAUGUUUUAAAUUGACUGAGCUCCCAUCAAAUUUUUGCAAACUCGUCAAUUUACGUCAUCUUAAUUUGAAAGGCACACAUAUUAAGAAGAUGCCAAAGGAGAUAAGAGGGUUAAUCAAUCCUGAGAUGCUGACUGAUUUUAUUGUAGGAGAGCAACAUGGAUUUGAUAUUAAGCAGUUGGCAGAACUCAACCACCUUAAAGGAAGGCUUCAAAUUUCAGGGUUGAAAAAUGUUUCUGAUCUAGCAGAUGCUAUGGCAGCAAAUUUGAAAGAUAAGAAACAUUUAGAAGAAUUAAGUUUGUCGUACGAUGAAUGGAGAGAAAUGGAUGGCUCAGUAACAGAAGCACGUGUCUCGGUCUUGGAGGCUCUUCAACCAAAUAGAAACCUCAUGAGGCUCACCAUCAAUGACUACAGAGGUAGUAGCUUUCCUAAUUGGCUUGGGGAUCAUCAUCUACCCAAUUUAGUAUCUCUUGAAUUGUUGGGAUGUACACACUGUUCCCAGUUGCCACCACUUGGGCAGUUCCCUUCUCUCAAGAAGCUUUCCAUUUCAGGCUGUCAUGGAAUAGAGAUCAUUGGUUCAGAGUUUUGCAGCUAUAAUUCAUCAAAUGUUGCAUUUAGAUCCCUUGAAACUUUGCGGGUUGAGUAUAUGUCUGAAUGGAAGGAAUGGUUAUGCCUUGAAGGUUUCCCUUUGCUUCAAGAGCUUUGUCUAAAACAAUGUCCCAAGUUGAAAAGUGCCCUGCCUCAUCAUCUUCCUUGUUUGCAAAAGUUGGAGAUUAUUGAUUGCGAAGAGUUGGAGGCUUCAAUUCCCAAGGCUGCUAAUAUCAGUGAUAUAGAACUAAAGAGAUGUGAUGGCAUUUUGAUAAAUGAAUUGCCAUCAAGCUUGAAAAGGGCCAUCCUUUGUGGAACUCACGUCAUUGAAUCCACCCUAGAGAAAGUUCUAAUUAAUAGUGCCUUUCUUGAAGAGUUGGAAGUUGAAGACUUCUUUGGUCAAAAUAUGGAAUGGUCCUCUUUGUAUAUGUGUAGCUGUUAUUCCCUUCGCACUUUAACUAUAACAGGUUGGCACUCUUCUUCCUUGCCUUUUGCACUAUACUUAUUCAACAAUCUUAAUUCUCUCGUGUUGUACGAUUGUCCAUGGCUGGAAUCGUUUUUUGGGAGGCAGUUGCCUUGCAACCUAGGCAGCCUCCGGAUAGAAAGAUGCCCUAAUUUGAUGGCUUCAAUAGAGGAGUGGGGUUUGUUCAAACUCAAAUCUCUGAAACAAUUCAGUCUUAGUGAUGAUUUUGAAAUCUUGGAAUCCUUUCCAGAGGAGAGUCUGCUGCCAUCAACUAUUAACUCUCUUGAGUUGACAAAUUGUUCAAACCUAAAAAAAAUAAACUACAAGGGUCUUCUCCACCUCACUUCACUUGAAUCUCUAUAUAUUGAAGAUUGCCCUUGUCUUGAGAGCUUGCCAGAGGAGGGUCUACCCAGUUCCCUUUCUACUUUGUCCAUUCAUGAUUGUCCAUUAAUCAAGCAGUUGUACCAAAAGGAGCAAGGCGAGCGUUGGCAUACAAUUUCUCAUAUCCCUUCUGUCACAAUUUCCUGAUUGACGGCUGAGAUGAGAUGUUAUUUUUUCCAGAUUGAUAAAUUCAGGUCCUGCUGGUGAGAUUCUCCCAGCCAUUUCAUCAUCAGUGGUGAGGAGAGAAUGCAGCUGAAGAACAGAAGUAAUUACAGCAGCAUCUUCUGUCUUCACAUACGAGUUUUCGAAAUUGACAUCUUUGAGUUUGCUAACUUAGGAUUAAUCUGCAAAGGAAAAUGCAAGUUCCCUGCCUCAGUUGUCAAAUGAUAGCUUAUUUGGUGCAAUAUACAUCUUUAUUUUCAUGAAUUCCUGUAAUUUUCAGAUUUUUUGUUUCAUAUGAGAAAAAUGGAGAUCAAUAAUGUGAACCACCUUUUCACCUUUCUUGCCUAUUCACGAGUAUUUGGAUUUAAUUGUGUAAUUUAUAUACCCCUGGACUUCUAUUUCUUAUGCUUGUUUAUUCACGAGUAUUUGUUUAUUGCUUGUUGAAUGAAUGAGUUGAAUAAGGUUGAUGUUCUUGUGAUGAAAAUAGCAAUUGAUUGAAAGAAUAAAGAUGAAGAAAAUAGGUUUAUUGUUUA